Molecule: messenger RNA, 2902 nt
Organism: Trematomus bernacchii (emerald rockcod)
Lineage: Eukaryota; Metazoa; Chordata; Actinopteri; Perciformes; Nototheniidae
Gene: calcrla
Product: calcitonin receptor-like a
Exons: 13
Coding region: 189-1625 (478 amino acids)
Biological process (GO): adenylate cyclase-activating G protein-coupled receptor signaling pathway; cell surface receptor signaling pathway; angiogenesis
Cellular component (GO): plasma membrane
Molecular function (GO): calcitonin receptor activity; calcitonin gene-related peptide receptor activity; adrenomedullin receptor activity
Source: RefSeq, a predicted model, not a curated record
ACCUGACAGCCGCCUCAGCUGCUCACUGAGAGCCAGAGAUCCGCCGUGUUCGCUGCUCUGCACCGCAGCCGAGGACCGGAGCCACUUUACGGGAUUGCCUUGCGACUUUACCCCGGUCUGACCCCCCUGCGCUGCGGCUGGAUUUUACUCACCGAUCUGCAGCUCGUAAAUCAUCGUCUCGCUUUGACAUGGCCAAAAGCAAGAUGGAUAGCAUCGAGCGGAGCGGGGUGGUGGCACUCAUACUGCUGUGUCAUCUAACAAAGAUUUUUGUAACGGCAAGCCUGGAGGUGAAUGAAACCCAGCAGCAGCAUCCGACCAACGUCUACCACGACAUGGGAGUCACCAGGAACAAGAUAGUGACAGCACAGUUUGAGUGCUACCAGAAGAUAAUGAAGGACGAUCCCCAGGGAAGAGAAGAGCCCGUGUGUAACCGCACCUGGGAUGGCUGGCUGUGUUGGGACGACACCACUGCGGGGGCUAACUCGGAGCAGCACUGCCCCGACUACUUCCAGGAUUUUGAUCCUUCAGAGAUGGUGAAUAAGAUCUGCACAGACAGCGGUAUCUGGUUCCUGCACCCAGAGAGCAACCGGACAUGGACCAACUACACCCGCUGCACCGAGCACACCAACGAAGGCAGAGUGACGGCCAUGAAUCUCUUCUACUUGGCUCUCAUAGGACAUGGCCUGUCCCUGACCUCGCUCUUCGUCUCCCUGGGGAUAUUCUUCCAUUUCAAGAGUUUGAGUUGCCAAAGGAUCACGCUUCACAAAAACCUCUUCUUCUCUUUUGUUCUGAACUCUGUCAUCACCAUGAUUUGGUUGACAGGAGUGGCAAACAACCAGGAGCUGGUGCAGAGGAAUCCAACGAGCUGUAAAGUGUCCCAGUUCAUUCAUCUGUACCUGUUUGCCUGCAAUUACUUCUGGAUGCUGUGUGAGGGGAUUUACCUGCACACUCUCAUCGUGGUGGCAGUGUUCGCAGAGAAGCAGCACCUCAUGUGGUAUUAUCUCCUGGGCUGGGGUUUUCCUCUUAUUCCAGCUACCAUACAUGCCGUUGCUCGGAGUUACUACUACAACGACAACUGUUGGAUCAGCUCCAAAACAUCGCUACUCUACAUCAUCCAUGGCCCCAUCUGUGCAGCUCUCUUGGUCAAUUUGUUCUUUCUGCUCAACAUUGUGCGAGUCCUCAUCACCAAACUGAAGGUGACCCAUCAAGCGGAGUCUAGUCUCUACAUGAAAGCCGUGAGAGCCACCCUCAUCCUGGUGCCUCUGCUGGGGAUUCAGUACGUCCUGUUCCCCUACAAGCCCGAGGGACGGGUCUCCUCCGAAAUAUACGACUACAUCAUGCACAUACUAAUGCAUUACCAGGGUCUGCUGGUGGCCACCAUCUUCUGCUUUUUCAACGGAGAAGUCCAAGCAGUUCUUCGGAGGCAUUGGAACCAGUACAACAUCCAGUUUGGCAGCAGCAUAGGGAACCACUCGGAAGCGAUGCGUUCGGCCUCUUACACAGCCUCCUCCAUCACAGAGGUACAGGGCUGCUACAGCAUCGACGGCCACACAGAACACAUGAACGGCAAAGGCUUCCACGACGCCGACGCCUCCAUCUUGAAGUCAGACAGCCCCUUCGCCUGAGAAUAUUUCCGUAACUCUGCCUGCCCCACCCACAAGCCUAAAAACUGCAGCAUGUUCGGAGAGACAACCAGAGAACUCGCCUUUUCCUUUUGAUACGAAGUCAGAAGCAAUGUGUGAGGAAAAGGACACACUCUCACCCACCCGAAGGAAAUUGUCCCCUCUCAGUCACACCGCUCUUUAUCAGCAUUGUACGGUGAGCUCAAUACAACCACUCCUGCGCUUUGUGUACAAGUUGACACAGAACUGCUUCACUCGACCUAAGAUGCAUUCUGAUAAUCACAAUAACGUUGCGAUCUUUCUGCCUGACAGAAUUGUUUUAAAGUGGAUGAACAUUAACAGCUCGACCGUCCUUCGGGGAACAUGUUGUGCACAAAAAGCCUUUGGUAACACUGAAAAUUCUUAUGACAUGGUUAGUGCCAAACCAAGAAAUCUUUGCCUGCCUCGUUUUUUUUUUUUUUUUUCAAUACAGAACCAGAACGAAGAUAGGACGUCUAACAAGUGCAUAAUAAUAUAUUAAAGCUAUAUUAUAUAUUUCACAUGUUAAACUUAAUUUAUCUGAACAUGUUAUUGUUUAUUGAAUAAAUACCACACAGUAUUUAUUGAAGUUGAUAUGAUAUAUUAUUUUGGAAAUGAAUAUGACUUAUUGCUUCACGCAGACGUUCAAUGUAUUUCUUGUUCGUUUCUGUGUGCAGUUAAUGCAGAUGAUUUACCGAAUCAUAUCGUUAGCAUGCAAGCUAAUUUAAAGAGAUAUCAUCAUGCUAAUGUUUGAACGUGUUUAAGUGAUCCUUAGUGACCUGUGCAUCCUGUAAACCACAUAUUAGGUUGUUAUGUAACUUCUUAACACAAUAUUUUCACAGAGAAGCCGUCUUGAUAUCACAUGUUCACCAAUAUUCAUUACACUCGAAUGUAACAGUGAAGUUUGAAGACGUGGCUCUGAACAUAUACUGUAUGUACCACAUUCCCAUUCACUGCUGUCUUUAGCCUUACUGCUCUCAGAUUACUUAAAUAUAACCACUAAAUAAGCAUUAUGGGGUGUUCAGACUGAACAGUACUGUGUUAGAAAUGCAGGAGGCUAACGGUAAGAUAAUGAAAUACAAGUCAGGAAAGCAAUUCUAAAGGAAAGGGUUGGAUUUUCAAAGUCAAUUUUUCAACGUCAACUUACAACACAGUCUCACGGCAUUUCGUGUUAUAGUCACGAAAUUAAUCUAUUGAUUCGUGUUCACCAACACGAUUUCGCCAUUUUUUUCGUGUCACACAACGAUUUUAAAAGCAAUGUA